AUGAACGGUAAAUACGCUUACAUUUUAGUAAUACCAUGUCAAUUAUCUCAAACUCUUCAGCUCUACAUAUCUAACGUUGUGUUACGUUCCUUGUGCGUGGAAACGUCGUCCUUCGGCAAACCGGGUGAGAUUAUGAAGCAGGUUUUGAAGAUCAGCUUGGAUGAUGAGUUGAUGACAAACAUGAUUUUUACACGAUCGGCAGAUGUGGAGAUACUUUUCCAUGUUCGUGGUUUAGAUAAAGCCGAUUUCAUCAAGCCGGAUUGGACCGACCCGCAAUUGAUUUGCAGCCAGAAGAAUGCUGCAUCGUCGGUCGAAUCAGUUGUUGAGGUUUUAUAA
Molecule: messenger RNA, 336 nt
Organism: Microthlaspi erraticum
Lineage: Eukaryota; Viridiplantae; Streptophyta; Magnoliopsida; Brassicales; Brassicaceae
Source: the annotation of a GenBank genome assembly